CUCUCUCUCUCUCUCUCCAAACUAUUCAUUGCUAGAGUCGCUCUUCAUUUUUGGUUUUAGCGGCCUGCUCCAAUUAACUGUUCAAACACUAUGCGCUUGAUUUAGAUGAUCUACAAGCCAACGACGCACUUCUCCAAAGCGCUCAAAGAUCGACGACAACAUUCACACCUUUCAAUUCUCUCUCUCUCUCUCUCUCUCUCUCUUUACAUUUUGUUUCAAAAUUAUUUUAUCUGAAAUAGGUGCUAUAUUUAUCUGAAAUAGGUGCAACAUGAACCGAAGGCGAGAGUUCGCCUUCCAGAACAAGCAGUCUCGGUGCGCACUUCAAGAACAGUAUAUGCAGAGAAAGAAUGCUCGAGAAAACUUGGAUAGAUUCAUUCCAAACCGAUCAGCGAUGGACUUCGAUUUCGCACAUUACAUGCUGACAGAAGGGAGGAAAGCCAAGGAGAAGCCGCCUGCAAGCUCACCAGCAGUGGAGGCCUACCGGAAGCGGUUGGCUGAGGUCUUUAACAUGAAUAGGACUCGAAUUUUCGCGUUCAAGAACAAGCCGCCUGCCCCCGUGGAGUUGAUCCCACGUGAAUUAUCCUCUUCUCUCUACAGUGAUAAGCCAAUGAAGCCCUGGCGACAUAUUUGUCAGGCUUCUGAGAGGACAUUAGGUGCUCCUGACCUUGUGGAUGAUUAUUACCUGAAUUUACUGGAUUGGGGGAGCUGCAACUUUCUCGCAAUUGCGCUUGGAAAUACAGUUCAUCUGUGGGAUGCUUCAAAUGGUUCAGCUUCUGAACUUGUCAGCAUUGAUGAGGAAGAUGGCCCCGUUACAAGUGUUAGCUGGGCUCCUGAUGGCCAGCACAUUGCCGUUGGAUUGAACAAUUCUGAGGUGCAGUUGUGGGAUUCAACAACUAAUCGACAGCUAAGAACCUUGAGAGGUGGUCACAGAAUGCGAGUGGGGACGCUGGCAUGGAACGAUCAUAUCCUUACAACUGGAGGAAUGGACGGUCUGAUCAUCAACAAUGACAUAAGAGUCAGAGCACACAUUGUUGAAACCUACAGAGGCCACAACCAAGAGGUUUGUGGGCUAAAAUGGUCGGCCUCAGGCCAGCAAUUGGCGAGUGGAGGUAAUGAUAAUCUCCUCCACAUCUGGGACAGAUCAAUGGCAUCUUCACGUUUAGUGACACGGUGGCUUCAGAGGCUUGAGGACCAUACAUCUGCCGUGAAAGCCCUUGCUUGGUAUCCUUUUCAGAGCAAUUUGCUAGCUUCUGGUGGAGGAGGAGGUGAUAGGUGCAUAAAGUUCUGGAACACCCUCACUGGUGCUUGCUUGAACUCGGUUGACACUGGCUCUCAGGUUUGUGCUCUGCUGUGGAGCAAGAAUGAGAGAGAGCUGCUUAGCUCUCAUGGUUUUACUCAGAAUGAGCUCGUUCUUUGGAAAUACCCAUCAAUGGUGAAGAUGGCAGAGCUGAAAGGCCAUACCUCUAGGGUUCUAUUUUUGGCUCAGAGUCCGGAUGGUUGCACCGUAGCAUCCGCAGCAGGGGACGAAACACUGAGAAUCUGGAAUGUUUUUGGAGUCCCGGAAGUUGCUCCCAAACCAAACCCUGAGCCUUUUGCUCAUGUGAAUCGCAUCCGAUAAUCAGGAUAAAGCUGCAGAUUUCAAAGCUUCAGUGUGAUGAGUACAACAGUUAGUUGUGUCAUAAUCACUUGGUACUCUAAAGUUGUUGUACUAGAUGUUUUUGUUAUUAGGAUCUGAAGGCAAGUGACAAGCCCAAUUAUUUGUCCUGUAAAGUCCACUUGAUGUGUAGAGUUUUCACAUACAAACUUGCUUAUUGAGAGUUCAUGUACAGGGAAUUUGGGAAAUCUUUAAUUGAUAACAAUUUUUCACAUACAAACGU
This is a messenger RNA of Alnus glutinosa, 1877 nucleotides long. RefSeq names its product cell division cycle 20.2, cofactor of APC complex-like. The record is from RefSeq and is a predicted model, not a curated record. Bases 269 to 1618 code for a protein of 449 amino acids. NCBI's taxonomy places the organism in Eukaryota, Viridiplantae, Streptophyta, Magnoliopsida, Fagales, Betulaceae. The transcript has 6 exons. Gene Ontology annotation, molecular function: ubiquitin ligase activator activity; anaphase-promoting complex binding; protein binding. Gene Ontology annotation, cellular component: anaphase-promoting complex. Gene Ontology annotation, biological process: positive regulation of ubiquitin protein ligase activity; positive regulation of anaphase-promoting complex-dependent catabolic process; anaphase-promoting complex-dependent catabolic process.